This is a messenger RNA of Vespa velutina, 1962 nucleotides long. RefSeq names its product frequenin-1. Gene Ontology annotation, molecular function: calcium sensitive guanylate cyclase activator activity; calcium ion binding. The transcript has 8 exons. Bases 1050 to 1613 code for a protein of 187 amino acids. The record is from RefSeq and is a predicted model, not a curated record. NCBI's taxonomy places the organism in Eukaryota, Metazoa, Arthropoda, Insecta, Hymenoptera, Vespidae.
GUCACCGUUGAGCCAGUCUGACGCCAGGCGCCGCGAAGCUAUGACGUCACUGGUUCGCGCUUUGCCGACGUACUUGCUUUUCUCGCCAACAACGAUAUUUUGAUGAGAAAAAUCAAACGAUAGUAAGGACAAGAUCGUUCAAUUUUGUAAGUGAAUUAUUUGGUACGAUUGUUUCUCGUGAUCGUUCUUGAAAGAGAAAUAAGAAAGGAAGAUAAAGAAAAAGACAAAAAAAAGAAAAUAGAAAGAGAGAAUCCUCGAGGACAAUCGAUUCGUCGAAAUCGAAAUAGCGAGAUUCGAUGAGGAUCAAACUGGAACGAGAUUAUAUCGGUAAAGCUCUACGUAUAAGGAAUUCGACUGGCUUUCCAGCAAACUUCUACAGACGUCUCUCGAGGAUCGGCUCAAGUGCGAGAUCGCAACGUGAAAUUAUUAAGAAGUCAUUUGGAAUUCGUACGAAUGUUCUCAUCGACGAGCUAAAGUUUCUAUAUAUUCAAAUUGACAUACUUUCGAAAAUUUUUGUCUAAAACUUUUUAAGAAUAGAGGUAGAGUAAGUUUUUGUUUUGUAGUAAUAAUAAACGACAAAAAAAAAAAAAAAAAAAAAAGAAAAGAAAAAAAAGAAGAAAAAAAAUUGAAUAGAUCGUAAGAAAGUGUUCGAUUAUAAAUUCGAAACAAGUGAAAACGUAACUCGAUUCGAAAUAUUUCGAUUGGAGAUGUAAUCAAUCACUAAGAAUUGUCUCGAAAGACUUCACUCGAUCGAGAGUGAAUCGAAAGGAAAGAAAAAAAAAACAAAGUGAUUUGGAGAUAAGAACGUGUCGAAGGAUAAAAUUAAAUCUCUCGAGUCGAUUUUUUUCAAGUACGUCUUCUCUCGUCUCCUCGAAUUCGUCUAAUAUAGUCGAGCAGCGAUGCACGGUGAACGGUGAGAGUUAUUUCUCCGAGAACGAGAAAACAUAUUUACGUUGUUCGGAUAUUCGUCGAGGGAGAAAAGUUUUUCGUCGAAGGAGAUAAAAAGAAAAGAAAUAAAAAGAAGAAGACGACGAAGGGAGUCGACGAAAAUGGGCAAGAAAAAUAGCAAGCUCAAGCAGGAUACCAUCGAUCGACUUACCACCAAUACUUAUUUCACCGAGAAGGAGAUUCGGCAGUGGCACAAAGGAUUUCUCAAGGAUUGUCCAGACGGUCUAUUAACUGAAGAGGGUUUUAUUAAGAUCUAUAAGCAGUUCUUUCCCCAAGGUGAUCCUUCCAAGUUUGCCUCGCUAGUCUUCAGGGUAUUCGAUGAGAACAGCGAUGGCACGAUAGAAUUUGAAGAAUUCAUAAGAGCUCUCUCUGUUACGUCACGAGGAAAAUUGGACGAGAAGCUGCAUUGGGCUUUUCGAUUGUACGACGUUGACGACGACGGUUUUAUCACGAGAGAGGAAAUGUAUGAUAUCGUCGAUGCGAUAUAUCAAAUGGUGGGACAACAACCACAAGCAGAAGACGAGAACACGCCGCAGAAAAGGGUGGACAAAAUAUUCGAUCAAAUGGACAAGAAUCACGACAAUAAGCUUACCCUUGAAGAAUUUCGAGAGGGUAGCAAAGCGGACCCACGAAUCGUCCAAGCUUUAUCAUUGGGCGGCGAGUAACCGUUCGCUAAAAGUUAUUACCAGGAACGACAGACGAGAUCCUUCGAUCUUCUAUUCGUGUCGAGAGAUUACGUCGUCGUCGAUUUGAUUUAUCCAAAUCCGUGGAAAGGAAGAGCGGAGACGAGAGAAUAUAGCGUCGUCGCGCAUCACGGGGGAAGAUAAUCGAAAUGAAAAGAAGAAAAAAAUAAGAGAAGAAUAUCGAGGGAAAGGUAAAAAAAAAAAAAAAAAGAAAAAAAAGAAAAAAAAAAGAAAAAAGGGACGGAAAGAGAAAGAAGAAGACAAAAACAAAAAAAAAAAGUAAUACGAAGAAGAAAUGAGAUGGAGUGCCCAAAAGAUAUUUAUCAACGAU